GCGACGUCGGCUUCUGGUCGGAAACUGUAAAGGGAGGAGAAACUUUUGCACUGUACAGUGGGCUCUAACUUUAGGGCCGGGGGUAAUUGUCCCUCAAAAGCUCCGAGGUGCUUGGGUGGCUAUAACUCCCUGCUUUGCGAGAAGCUGCAGCGCGCGUGGCGGUGUGUUUGUGUUGUGUAUCUUGAGCCAUACUUGAUUGAGGACUGAAUCCAGUCUAAGUUCUUCAUCUUUGAAACAGACACCAUGGAGGCACCUCCUGUCACCAUGAUGCCUGUCACUGGGGGCACCAUUAACAUGAUGGAGUACCUGCUGCAGGGAAGUGUUUUAGAUCACAGCUUGGAAAGCCUUAUCCAUCGCCUUCGUGGUUUGUGUGACAACAUGGAACCUGAGACUUUCCUUGACCAUGAGAUGGUAUUCCUCCUUAAAGGCCAGCAGGCCAGUCCAUUUGUUCUAAGGGCCCGGCGCUCUAUGGACAGGGCAGGGGGGCCCUGGCAUCUGCGCUACCUGGGACAGCCUGAAGUGGGAGACAAGAACCGCCAUGCCCUGGUAAGAAACUGUGUGGACAUUGCAACAUCUGAGAACCUCACUGACUUCCUGAUGGAAAUGGGCUUCCGCAUGGACCAUGAGUUUGUAGCCAAGGGACACUUGUUCCGUAAGGGCAUCAUGAAGAUUAUGGUGUACAAGAUCUUUCGUAUCCUGGUGCCAGGGAACACAGACAGCAUUGAGGCUUUGUCACUCUCCUAUCUUGUGGAACUAAGUGUCGUUGCACCAGCUGGGCAGGACAUGGUCUCUGAUGACAUGAGGAACUUUGCAGAGCAGCUGAAACCUCUAGUUCACCUAGAGAAAAUUGACCCCAAACGGCUCAUGUGACUAAAAUAAUCUGUCCACCAUUGGGGCCUGUUUUUGCCUGUUACCAAGACCAUUCACAACUGCCAGCUAGGCAGUCUCCCCUCAGGAAGGAGGACAGUGAAAACUUAAUUGGUUCUUUUCUGUUUUCCUCAUGUGGCAAGUUCACUUUUGUGACAGCCUUUCUAAAUUAAAGACUCAGGAAAACAUGGAGAAUCUAUUUAAUCCCUCUGCAUAAAGAGGGAGAAAUGAAUAAAUUAACUUCUGGAAAGAAAAAUCUCUUAAUUGUUUUGCCAUUUGUGUAUAAGGUUUGUAAAAUAACACUGAGCUCGUAUUGUGUGGUAAUAAAGGCUGUGAAAGGAAAUGUCUGUAUUUCUGACUCUACCCCAUUACUCUGUUAGUUUGGGAUGGAUUCAUUACCAAUUGGAGCAAAAAACUGACAGUUUUUAU
Molossus molossus (Pallas's mastiff bat) is the source of this 1296-nucleotide messenger RNA. It is a transcript of the gene MED18, whose product is annotated as mediator complex subunit 18. Gene Ontology annotation, cellular component: core mediator complex; mediator complex. The transcript has 3 exons. The record is from RefSeq and is a predicted model, not a curated record. Gene Ontology annotation, biological process: termination of RNA polymerase II transcription; regulation of transcription by RNA polymerase II. NCBI's taxonomy places the organism in Eukaryota, Metazoa, Chordata, Mammalia, Chiroptera, Molossidae. Gene Ontology annotation, molecular function: transcription coregulator activity. The coding region runs from base 244 to 870 and encodes 208 amino acids.